CGACGACAACAUUUUUUUUUCUUUUGUAAUAGUAGUCCAAAUCAACAACAUAUAAACAUUGAAAUCACAGGAAACUUCACAUUUUUUAUUUUUGUCCUACUCUCUCUUGUUUCUGAUAAAUCCAGUCAAUUCCACCUCUGCUUUCUCAUCCUUCUUUCACUCUAAAGAUAAAAACAUGAGUAUUUUCUUUAAGAAGAAGAAGAAAGUUCUAACGAGUACAAAUGUAACAGAACGUCGUAAUACUAAUUUGAAGGUACUGAUGUUCCCCUGGUUGGCAUAUGGACAUAUCUCUCCUUUUCUAAACUUAGCCAAGAAACUCGCAGACAAGGGAUUCUUGAUUCGCGUAUGCUCUACGCCAAUAAGUCUUGAAUCAAUAGGUAAAGAAAUCCCAGAAAAAUAUUCGGCUUCAAUUAAGAUUGUUGAGCUUCAUUUACCAAAAUUGCCCCAACUUUUAGCUCCUCAUUGCCAUACAACCAAUGAUCUUCCACCAAAUCUUGAUCACAUUGUUCAAAAGGCCUUGAAAUUUUCCAAACCAAACUUCUCCAAAAUCUUGGAAAAUUUGAAACCUGAUUUGGUAAUUUAUGAUAUUUUACUUCAAUGGGCUGAAGUUGUCGCGAAUGAGCACAACAUUCCAUCAAUCAAGUUCAUAACUUGUGGUGCGGCUAUAUUUUCAUACUUCUUUAAUUCACUAAGAAAACCAGAGGUUGAAUUCCCUUUCCCAGAUAUUUAUCCUAAGGAAAGUGAGCUUGUUAAAUGGGGUGAAAUGAGUGCAAAAUUUGCUAAAGAGAAAGAUCCUGAUGAUGUGGAUCCUUUUGCUAAAGGAAGUAUGCAAUUUAUGUUGAUGAGUACCUCUAGAAUUAUAGAGGCCAAAUAUAUAGAUUAUCUCUCUGAAUUAAGCAAUUGGAAGGUUAUUCCAGUUGGUCUACCAAUCAAAGAUCCAAUGACUAAUGACGCCGAUGACGUGGAGCUCAUUCAUUGGCUAGAAAAGAAAGAUGAGAAUUCCACUGUUUUUGUCAACUUUGGGAGUGAGCAUUUAUUGACAAAAGAAGAUAUGGAAGAGAUAGCUUUUGGAUUGGAGUUUAGUAAUGUUAAUUUCAUAUGGGUUGUAAGAUUUUCAAAGGGGGAAGAACAAAAUCUUGAAGAGGUACUACCACAAGGUUUUCUCGAAAGAAUUGGAGAAAGAGGAAAAGUUUUGGACAAAUGGGAACAAAAAUCAAGAAUUCUAAAUCAUACAAGUAUUGGUGGAUUUAUAAGUUAUUGUGAUUGGAGUUCUGUAAUAAAGUGUUUAGAUUUUGGGGUUCCUAUGAUAGCCAUGCCUAUAUAUCUUGAUCAGCCAAUGAAUACUAGGUUGAUGGUAGAAUUGGGAGUCGCGGUUGAGAUUGUUAGAGAUGAUGAGAGCAAGAUUCAUAGAGAAGAAAUCGCGCAAGUUCUUGAAAGUGUUAUACGUGGGAAAAUAGGGGGAAAUAUGAGGACCAAAGUUAAAGAUAUUAGCAAGAAUUUGAAAUCUAUAAGGGGUGAAGAGAUGGAUGGAGCUGCUGAAGAGCUAAUUCAACUUUGUAAGAAUAGUAUUAAGAUAAAAAUAAUGUGAUGUUUGUUACUCCAGUAACAAAAGUUCAAAAUAUUGAGAUUGAAAUAAUGAGAAAAAAAAUAGAAUGCUGCCCUUAAGCUAUCCUUUCCCUUUAUUCACAUUCUAUCAUGAAAUAUGAUUUGUGUAGAAGUUCAUCUCACUAGCUAAGUAAUG
Molecule: messenger RNA, 1741 nt
Organism: Nicotiana tabacum (common tobacco)
Lineage: Eukaryota; Viridiplantae; Streptophyta; Magnoliopsida; Solanales; Solanaceae
Product: beta-D-glucosyl crocetin beta-1,6-glucosyltransferase-like
Molecular function (GO): UDP-glycosyltransferase activity
Source: RefSeq, a predicted model, not a curated record